Messenger RNA from Passer montanus (Eurasian tree sparrow), 1926 nucleotides. RefSeq names its product FAM20A golgi associated secretory pathway pseudokinase (gene FAM20A). Lineage: Eukaryota; Metazoa; Chordata; Aves; Passeriformes; Passeridae. Gene Ontology annotation, molecular function: protein serine/threonine kinase activator activity. The coding region runs from base 62 to 1558 and encodes 498 amino acids. The record is from RefSeq and is a predicted model, not a curated record. The transcript has 11 exons. Gene Ontology annotation, cellular component: Golgi apparatus.
CCUGUCCCCGUCCCCGUCCCCGUCCCCGUCCCCGUCCCCGUCCCCGUCCCCGUCCCCGGCCAUGCCGGGCCCGCGGCGGGACCGCCCGGCCGUGCUGCUGCUGCUCGGGGCGCUGCUGGCCGCCGACCUCUACUUCCACCUCUGGCCGCGGGCGCGCCGGGAGCUGGGCCGGGUCCCGCCGGGCUGCCCGUGCCCCGCGCCGCUGCCCCGCGCCGCCCCGGCGCUUCUCCUCCUCUUCGCCCACCGGCUGUACCGCGCCGCCGCGCCGGGCCCCGCCGAGCCGCUGCUGGGCGCCCGCGAAGCGCUGCGCUACUACCGGCGGAAGGCGGCCCGCUGGAACAGGAGACACAAGCUGUUCCGGCAGGAGCUGAACCUGUCCGCCCCGGCGCUGCCGCUGCGGCCCGAGGCCGGCUGGCUGCGCUUCCAGCUGGGCAUCAGCCGGGACGGGCUGUACCCGCGCUCCAGCCCCGCCGUCAGCAGGCUGCUCCGCGACCUGCGGGACCUGCCCACCAUCGGCGCCGACUACAGCCAGGAUGAGAAGGCACUGCUGGGAGCCUGUGACUGCAGCCAGGUGGUGAAGCCCAGCGGUGUGCACCUGAAGCUGGUCCUCAGGUUCCAGGAUUUUGGGAAAGCCAUGUUCAAGCCCAUGAGGCAGAAACGUGAGGAGGAGACUCCUGAGAAUUUCUUCUACUUCGUGGACUUCCAGCGGCACAACGCCGAGAUCGCCGCCUUCCACCUGGACAGGAUCCUGGAUUUCAGGAGGGUGCCACCCACGGUGGGGAGGCUGAUCAACGUCACCAAGGAGAUCCUGGAGGUCACCAAGAACGAGGUCCUGCAGAGCGUCUUCUUCGUCUCACCAGCCAGCAACGUCUGCUUCUUCGCCAAGUGCCCGUACAUGUGCAAGACGGAGUACGCCGUGUGUGGGAGCCCCCACCUCCUGGAGGGCUCCCUCUCUGCCUUCCUGCCCUCCCUCAACCUGGCCCCGCGGCUCUCCAUCCCCAACCCCUGGAUCCGCUCCUACUCCUUCGACGGGAAAGAGGAGUGGGAAGUGAAUCCACUCUACUGCAACACAGUGAGGGAGAUCUACCCCUACAGCAACAGCAACCGGCUGCUCAACAUCGUGGACAUGGCCAUAUUCGACUUCCUGAUAGGGAACAUGGACCGGCACCACUACGAGAUGUUCACCAAGUUUGGGGACGAUGGCUUCCUGCUGCACCUGGACAAUGCCAGAGGGUUUGGGCGCCAUUCCCACGAUGAAAUCUCCAUCCUGGCCCCGCUCUCCCAGUGCUGUGUAAUAAAGAGAACGACGCUGCUGCGCCUGCAGCUCCUGGCGCAGCCCGAGUACCGGCUCAGCGACGUGAUGAGGGAAUCCCUGCUGCAGGACCCCCUGGCCCCCGUGCUCACCGAGCCCCAUCUCCUGGCCCUGGACAGGCGGCUACAGCUCAUCCUGCAGGCCGUGGGGAAGUGCAUUGACACCUUCGGAGAGGCCACGGUGGUGGCCAACGACACCAGGCAGCCCCAGAGCCCUGCAGUGCACAGAGCCAAGCUGGACACUUAGGGCUCCGAGCCACGAGAGCCCUGCCAGGCAAGGGGCAGCUCCAGCAAGUGCUCAUUUCCACCCACAAACACUCACAGAGACUCUGAGGGGAGAUGGCAGAAGAUCAAGAGUCCCACUGGGCUCCUCUGUGUUUAAGCAGAGCUCCUGUGCUCAGGCAGUGCUGGCGUGGCUGCAGCUGAUCUCAGCACCCCAACACAGCUCUGGGGUGGAAAAGCUGUGAUCUCCAGGUCUGGAGCUGGCUGUGCCCUUGGGAGGCUGAAGGAACACCUGACCUUGGUUUGCUCAACCUCCACAGGGGCUUGGUCUUGCUGGAGAAGGACACGAACUCGACCCGAGGGUGAGGGUUGAAUAAAGAGAUGCCAAGAGCA